Gadus macrocephalus (Pacific cod) is the source of this 1700-nucleotide messenger RNA. RefSeq lists its product as uncharacterized. The record is from RefSeq and is a predicted model, not a curated record. NCBI's taxonomy places the organism in Eukaryota, Metazoa, Chordata, Actinopteri, Gadiformes, Gadidae. The coding region runs from base 128 to 1558 and encodes 476 amino acids. The transcript has 2 exons.
UUUUGACCCGUUUCCGCUCUACUUCCUUAACUCCUCCCGUGUAUGCUUUCCACUUCCGUUCUGGCGGGCUCAGGUUUAUGUUGCUAGGUAUCUCCGAUAUCGACGCAGAGACACAGUGUGAAAAAGGAUGGACAACGUAUCGAGGAAAAGUGGUUCGGGAACUACGUGUGCAGUAGUUGGCUGUACCAACUCAAGGAAACACCUGAACGAGUGGUUAAAUAGAGAGUGUUUUGACCACAAACCAGCCACGAAGAGACAAUGUUUAUGUCCUCCGUUGUUUGAGUUUUUUCGCAAGCCUGAUGCCGACUCGGAAUCACGGGCCUGGCUGAAGGCAUUGAAUUUAAAAAAUCCACCCUGCACCGUUUUUGUGUGUUCACAUCAUUUUGUGGACAAGAGACCAACUAAGAAUAAUCCCUUUCCAGAGUUGUGGUUAGGAUACACACGCUUUACCCAGCCAAAGAGGAGCCGAGUCACCGGGCGGACCACUGCCUGCCCAAAGAAGCGUAGACUUCAAUCUGAUGAUGCUCCCGAAACGUGUCAGCCUGCCUGUGAGGCCGAGCCUGCCACACCAAAAUUCCGAGAUGCCCAGACCCAGUGGGAGGAUCCGUCACUGACUGACCACACAUACUUUUCAACAACACAAUCUGUUAAAGUAGAUAAGGCCACACAGUGCGAGGAUCCUACUGUGACUAGCACCACAGUCAUUGAUGAUUCUAGGUCUCGGCUGUAUACAGGAGUGCGCAUGGUUCAAUUUUUCACCAUGGUGAUGGCGUUGUUGCCUUUCGCUAAGCCAUCAAUUACCCUUCCUGUUGUUGACCAAAUCCUGAUGACCUUGAUGAAGCUAAAACUAAAUCUUAUAUUAGGAGAUAUUUCUCACCGUUUCAAUGUGUCUACAUCCAUAGCGAGCAUUGUGAUUAGUCACUGGAUUGGCGUGAUGGGUGAACAGUUCAAAGUCCUGAUCCCCUGGCUUCCAAGAGAGACCAUUCGUGCCACCAUGCCCUUACCGUUUAAGAGGAACUACCCUCGAACCACCAGCAUCAUUGACUGUGCCGAAAGUGCCAUGCAGAGAGCCACAAACCCAGAUUCAAGGAGUGACACUUUCAGUCAGUAUAAAUCACGCAACACUGUGAAAUAUCUUGUCGCUGUGGCCCCUAAUGGGCUAAUCAUGUUUAUAUCUGACGCAUAUGCUGGCAGAAGCAGCGAUAAGUUUAUCGCCAUGGACAGUGGGUUUCUGGACUAUCUAAGGGCUGGUGAUGAGGUCAUGGCGGACCGUGGGUUCACCAUUCGAGACCUGGUUAAUGAAAGAAAGGUCAGUUUGAACAUCCCUGCAUUCACCAACAGGCGCAAUCAGUUGACCAAUGAGGAGAUAACACGAACCAGGCGAGUAGCCAAUGUCUGCAUACAUUUGGAAAGAGCAAUCCAGAGACUGAAGGUCUUUAAGAUUUUAUCCCAGACCGUUCCCAUCCGCAUGGCACGUAAACUGGACAACAUCUUGACCAUCUGUGCUGGCCUAGUUAACCUAAGAAGUCCACUGAUCAGAAUGCCUCGUGAGGUUUAGAAUCUUGCCAUGUGUCCCUGUGUGCAUACUAGUAUUGGUUAAUAUUGUAAAUGAUUGUUAUAGUGAUGUUAUUGUGUGGGCUUGUUUUGUAUUUCACUUUUUAAUACAUGUUAGGAUUAAAUACAUGAUCUUUCUUGUUGAA